This is a messenger RNA of Aphanomyces astaci, 612 nucleotides long. RefSeq lists its product as hypothetical. Lineage: Eukaryota; Oomycota; Saprolegniomycetes; Saprolegniales; Verrucalvaceae. The transcript has a single exon. Bases 1 to 612 code for a protein of 203 amino acids. The record is from RefSeq and is a predicted model, not a curated record.
AUGAGUGCGAAGCCGAACAAGAUCAAGUGCAUGGUGGACGAGUGUGGUUUCAUCACUUCGUACACGCACUUUCCAAGCCACGUAAAGGCAAAGCACAAACACGUUCCGGAACAUCGGAACAUUCGUAAGAUCUGGGGAUGCGAAGUAAACGAUAAUGGUGAAAUGCAGAUGCCCGGGCCGUCGACAAAGUGCAACGACGCCAAGCCCAUUUUUGACCCCCCAGGAACGCGAAGCCUGAUCAACCAAGCAGAUCACGACAUUUCAAUUCCGCUGGCCAGGAACAAUGCAGUUGGCGUGGGGACGCUUCGGCUAUUGCUUUUCGUUUCUCGCAAGCUGGGCGGCAAUUCAAAUGAGCUGUUGCAGCCAUUUUUGGGGUACCGUGAUGACGAUUCGGGCGACUUCGAAGAUGGCGAGCAGCCUUCUGGUGACGAUUACGCCGUGGACGGCGACGACAACGAACAGGAUGAGUUAGUACCCCCUGUAAAGCGCGCUGUUUCAUCCGUUUCGGAUGGUGCCGAGUUGGAAGCACCCACACCAAAGCGCCCAGUACCAUUGGACGAUGAUGCCAUGGUUGACCGACUCUUGGCCAGAAUGGCAAAACAAUUGCUAUGA